GGGUCUCAGUUUCAUCGUUAGGUGUGCAGACUGUGGACAUAGAUUUUGUUGGAAUCUAUUGCAACAGUGAGUUUACGGCAGGACAGUAGGAGGAGAUCUCCGCUUGAGAUCGGAUCAGCUAUCUCUAUAUACGGUCCCAAUAACGUCCCAACAAUAUGUUGCAACACUGUUGAGAGCGUUAUGUUGGUAGCAGAUCCAAACCAACUCCCAAUUCCCAACCUGCGCCAAUCCAACCUUGGAGACCCCGCUUUUCUCUGUACUGUACCAUCGCAAUUUGCAAGCGGACGACUUCUCUUCUGAUUCUCCAUCAACCUGUUUCUCCUUCCAUCUUCGCGCUCCUGUACCUUCAAGUCCACUCAUCUCGUUGUUUUAGGGUUUGCAAUUGUUCCUAUUUUAUUUUAAAACACUGUCUUUAAAGAUGGAUAGACACAGGGGAGAACGAUCUGGAAGUAAUCCAGAUUCCCACCACAACCGGCAUUCGAGAAUGUUUUCGCGGUCGUCUGAGAACCCCAUGAACCACCACCGUAAUCCUAACUAUAAAGGUGGGUUCUCUGGCGGAGGGCGCCACCAUCAUGAACACCGUCCUUUUAACAGUCCACCCAAUUACACGACUGGAGGUGGCGGAUUCCGGUCAAUGGGCAGUGGGGAUUUCGGCUCUGGUCAUCCGGUUCCUCUCUCAGGGCAGAAACGUGGUUUCCCAUUCUCCGGUCGAGGUGGGUCUCCAGAUAACAUCAAUCGUGGCACUUUUGCCAAACUUUUUGUUGGCUCUGUUCCAAGGACAGCCACAGAGGAAGAUAUUCGUCCCUUGUUCGAGGAACAUGGAAAUGUUAUUGAGGUUGCUCUGAUCAAGGACAGGAGAACUGGCCAGCAACAAGGAUGUUGUUUCAUAAAAUACGCAACCUCUGAAGAAGCUGACAGGGCCAUUAGAGCUUUGCAUAAUCAAUAUACUUUGCCUGGGGGAGUAGGUCCUAUCCAAGUCAGAUAUGCUGAUGGUGAACGGGAGCGACUUGUUGAGUUUAAGCUGUUUGUUGGUUGCUUGAACAGGCAAGCUACAGAAAAGGAAGUUGAGGAAAUCUUUUCUCCUUAUGGUCGCGUUGAAGAUGUCUACAUCAUGCGUGAUGAAUUAAAGCAAAGUCGUGGAUGUGGGUUUGUUAGAUUCUCUCAUAGAGAUAUGGCAGAAGCAGCUAUAAAUGCUCUUAAUGGAAUCUAUGUGAUGAGAGGUUGUGAUCAGCCAUUAACUGUUCGGUUUGCUGAUCCUAAGAGGCCUCGUUCCGGUGAAUCAAGGGGUAGUCCUGGAUUUGGCUCCCGAUCUCAAGCACCAUUAGAAUCUAGGCCAGAACCCAAUUUUGGUGAACCGAUGGGUGGGCAUGUUUUUCCUAAUGCUUGGCAUCCAAUGAGUCCUCAAAACUUGGGACCAGCUUCACAUUACAGUCCUCAUAGUUUUGGGAGUAAUUUGGUUUCUAGGGGUGGUGCUCUAACAAUGCCUCCAGUGACUGGCGGUCCCCUAGGACUUCCUACAAAUGGUUCUCUUCCAGGGCUUUCAGUUUUACCUUCUUCCACCUCACAACAGAUUUCCAACCCAUCUAUACGACUAGAUCAAUCAGUUAGUCAGAAAAUAUCUCCACUACAGAAGCCGCUUCAGUCCCCCCAGCAUUUGCCACCUUCCCUCCUGCUGCACCCUCAACAAGCUCUACUGUCUUACUCACAGCCACAAACUUCUCAGACAUCAGUGCAGCAACCUGGUCAGCUGCAGAUUACUCAGUCCUCUGGUCCAUCCUUUAGUCAAGUUCUGCCAUCGCAACAACCAUUUGGAUUGAGUGGUCAGCUGCCAAUUUCUCAGCCUCAGGUCCAGCAGAGCUGCUCUAUUUCUCAGCCUCAGGUCCAGCAGAGCUGCUCUAUUUCUCAGCCUCAGGUCCAGCAGAGCUGCUCUACUGUAGUACAACAAACCCCUCAGAACUCACAAAAGCAAGCUGUCUCUAUCAUGGCAGGCCAACAGCAGUUGUCUGCUCCUUCCAUCCAGCAACCCCUGCUUCAGCCUUUACAACAGUCAUCUGCUCAAUUUUCUCAGAUGUUAUCUCAACAGAUGCAAGUUCCACAGGCAAGCUCUCAAUCAUCACGACAAUCGUUUUCCCAGUUGCAACAACACUUGAAUCUGAUGCAGCCAUCAAGUCAAAAUCUGACCCAACAGCAGAGUUCCCAGGCUAGUAAACAACAGCCUCAAUGGACUGGAACUGUACCACAGACAGCAAGCAGCAUUCCUGCAACUUCCCAAGCUGCAGUGGCACUUUCAACUGCAUCUGCUGCUUCAGCUGUUCAUGCAAGUACACAGACAGCAGGUCCUUUAACUUGUAAUUGGACUGAGCACACAUCGCCUGAGGGAUUUAAGUAUUAUUAUAACAGUGUAACUAGUGAAAGUCGGUGGGAGAAACCUGAGGAGUUGACCUUAUUUGAGCAACAGCAGCAACGGAAAAAGCCAUUGGUUCAGCAACUUCAAGCCCAGACACAGACACAAUCACAAAUUUUGUCUGCCCAACAAAUUUCUCAAAUACCACAGGCACAGCUCCAAAUACAGCUACAUAAUCAGCAGCAAUUACAAGUUCAGCAAUCUUCCUUUUCUUCUUCGGCUUCCACUGUAGUCAGUCAUCAAAGUGUUCAGGAACUUGGUUAUGCACAAUUGCCAACAGAAGCUGGGUCAGUUAUUGAUCCUGCUCGCUUCCAACAGGGAGUUCACGCUGUACAGAAUUGGAUGUGGAAGGGCAAUUCUGCAGCAGGAACCUGAAGUGGAAAGGAGGCAUCUGAGGCAGUGUUCCAGCAGAGAAGUGUCGUCAUAGAUUUAAAUGGCGCUCCACCUGCCUGUGGUAGCAGGAAAGCAGGCAGGCAAGCCUCGUGGUGGCUGCAUGGGUAAAGCAAUGUGAUGGCAAUGCUUUAAUUUAUUUUCUUGAGGUAUAUCCCUCAUGAAAUUCUAUUACUCGGACAUUUAUUGCCUCAAAUGGAAAACUGGAAAAAGAGAGAGAAAAGCAAUGUUAUAUGAUUGUCUCUUCAUAGUUCUUACUGAGAAAAAGAAAAGAAAAAUAAAUAGGUUGUGAGAAUGCUCAAAUUCAUAGUGUUGAAGAUUGGAGGGGAAAUCCUCAAAUCCAGGGGAGGACAAAAGGAUUUUUAGCUCUAUUUGUCUUUUCAAGUUGUGGUGGGGUCGGGUUUUUUUUUUUUUUUGAGCAAAUUGUUAUUAUAGACAUUGAUUUAGCUUGUUCUGUGAAUGGGUGCCAAUAUGACUGACCGUCCCAGGUGACACCGUGAAAGCAGCCUUGUUGGUCACUCUUUAAGUAACAUGAAUACUAAAAUCUGGU
Molecule: messenger RNA, 3344 nt
Organism: Nelumbo nucifera (sacred lotus)
Lineage: Eukaryota; Viridiplantae; Streptophyta; Magnoliopsida; Proteales; Nelumbonaceae
Product: flowering time control protein FCA-like
Cellular component (GO): ribonucleoprotein complex
Molecular function (GO): protein binding; RNA binding
Source: RefSeq, a predicted model, not a curated record